CGAAAACGUAUGCAUAGGGCAUGCAAAGUCUGCAGUAUACUAGCUCCAGCUGGAAAACGGGGCAAGAACACGAAGUGGUUUUGCGAGGCAUGCUCGGAAGGCCGUACUGUUGUCGUUUAUCUGUGCCAGUUCAUUCGCCACGAGUCUUUUGGUAUCAAGAAAUCAUGUUUUUCGAUUUGGCACGAAGAUUGGGACUCUGGAAAACUUCUCCCAAUCAAUGUCGACAAGAGGAUUCAAUUCCGAAGGCCA
Messenger RNA from Phytophthora sojae, 249 nucleotides. RefSeq lists its product as hypothetical. The transcript is spliced from 2 exons. The record is from RefSeq and is a predicted model, not a curated record. The annotation marks the transcript as partial. NCBI's taxonomy places the organism in Eukaryota, Oomycota, Peronosporomycetes, Peronosporales, Peronosporaceae.